CAGAUAUGAAUCAUGGGAUAGGUUUACAAAUGGCGUCGCUUAACUCCUUUUCAACAAGAUAUAACAACAUAUCGAUUACAACCUACCAAAAAAAAAAAUGAAAAUUCAUUUGGAAGUACUAACCUCUACAGUUAUCAAACGUAAAAAGCCAUGGUCCCAAGUAAUAUGGCUAGGAAAGGAGCGUGAAAGUUUAUUUCUCUUGGAUGGGAACAGAGUUAGUGUUUUAUACGUACCCUCAGGAAAAACCAAAAGAAAUAUUACAAAAUUGUCUGCUCUACUCUCUGAAGCAGUUUGCUUAACAUCUACUACAGAUGGCCUACAUUUGUUGGGCAUACAGUCUUCAGGAGAAGUCUUUAUUUGGCAAAAAGAUUCUGAUGAACUAAAAACUAUAUGUGGGCUUUCUGGGCUAUUACUUAGUGAAGGAAUUAGCCUGAAAGGAAAUUGUAGACUUUUCUCUUCUGUUGAUUGUACUGAGUUGCUUCUGGUGAUUGAUUUCAAGUGCAUCUUUCUGUGGCAGCAAGAUCAGGCUGAUUUAAAGAACCAUACACUAUCUGGAAAAUGGUUGAGAGUACCUACUCAUUCUGGUACCCUUCUUCCAUUGCCUGAUAAUAAAGAAGCUUCAACAGAUGCAACAUUUUACAAUAGUGAGGUUUUUGGAAAGUGUUGCCAACUUAGUAUUGUUUUUAACAAGAAUAAAAAUGUACAUGUGACAACUCUUUUGAUUCAUUUUGAUAAACUCUCACAGUCCAUCAAACAAGACAAAGAAGAUAUAUCCAUUUCUUGUACAUGGAGUCACAUAGACUUGUCACUGAAAAACAGUGCAAUAAAUUAUGAGCCAAUCAGUAUGCAAGGAGCUUUUGUGUGCCAGUAUACACAUAAUGGCCAGAUUCUAGCUGUUGGUAUCAACCAAAAGUCUCCAGCCCAUACAAGUGUUCUCUUUGUUUCACCAUUUAUUCAAACUGUGCUCAUCUCAGAUAUCAAAGGAGCUGGUGUGAAAGAUCCUGCCUCUAAGAGAGGAAGACAAUACUGGAUUGCUGAACUGAAAUGGACAAGCAACAAUUUAUUUUUAGUUUUGAUGCUCAAUAAUGGAUCAGCUGGAAUUUUGUCUCGACUUGGUGAACUUUUAAUUUUGAUAUCCCAGGGCUGUUCUGUUCAUUUAGGACCUGCCUAUUUUCUACCCUUCACUCCUCUUAUUUCUGUACAAUCAAAUGAAUCUAACAACUUAAGUAAUCAAGUGUCACUUAACUCAGACUACAAUGUACAACAUCAGAAAUUUUCAGUUUCAACUCACCCCUCAUUACCUUUAGUGCUAUUCUCUGAUGGCUAUGUGGUAACUGUUGUAAGUCUCCCACCUGAGGUCAGCCAGAUGAUAUUUAUGAGGGAUUUGGUGCUGGAGUCCUCAGUCUAUUUGAAGCUUGUGGCUGACACCAACAGGCUUGAUCUAACUCUAGCGAAUGCUUACAGCCUCCCUGCUGGAGAAUCGGAGAGUGUCAAGCAAACGCCAAGGGUUCAUAAAAAUAGACAAAUCAGAGGCAAGAGUUAUUCCUUUGAGGACCUUAGUGUCAGUUUAAAUGAGACACUGGACAGUGAAGUUAGCAUGGCACUUGGCUUAGAAGAUCAAGCUGUUUUUGACAUAAGCUCUGGUAAGAUUGUGUUUGGAGAAACUGAAGCCAUAACACUGAAUGAGGAUUCAAUCCAUAAUGAGCCCAAAGAUACUUUAAAAGCUCUGCAUUUAGCUAGACAGAAUCUGUUGAAUGUUUGGAAGCUUGCUGCUUCAAGCACUGAGCUUUGGUCAGCCAAUAUGGACAAAGUUGUCAAUCAUGCUGUUCACAAUAUUGUCAAGUUAUUUUCUUUAAUCCUGGAUUGUCCUCAAGUUGAAGAAUUACUUGAAGCAUCAGGCAAGGACUUACAGAUCAACACAAAAAGACUUUUUCAGGUAGUUUCUUUUUACAAAUUACUAAUGGACAUUCUUCAGUUUGACUGCCAACAGCGCUAUCUACUUCCUUCAGUACUACAUUUGUCACAUAAGUUGUCUGGUACCAUACUAUCUAGUGUUGGACUCAGUCAGUCUGAUCCUAGAAUCAAGACUCUAACUGGUUGUUUUACACUUCUCAAGUUCACUGAAAAAUCUCUUCUUAACACUUAUGUGGUGAUCCCACAUAAUUUAAAGUCAAAAAGUUUGGUUGCAGUUUCUAGUGAUGGUGAAGUUGCUCAUCAUUUGGCAGAUAAGGACAUUUUACAGUUAGACAAAGACUUAACAAAAAGGAUGACUUCAACUUGGAAACUUUUGUUUAAAGCUGUGCUCCAGUAUAUGUCUAGUAAUGAUGUGAGUGCCCAGGCUAUGAGACAAGCGCACACAUUGAAACAGGCUUUAGAGCAAAACUUGGUAGAAAUGGAUAUUGACAUGGAGCCAGUACAGAUACCAGAGAUUAGUUCUGGAGAAAGAUACAGUCUAGAUGGCAGGCAUACAAUGGCUAUACAGGCAUGGCAGAAACAACUCAAUAAAAACCCAGAAGUUCAAAACACAAAAAGUGCAUCCAAGGUACUGCACUCAUUGUUCUAUACAUACAUCCUGCGUAAUGACCUCACAGCUGCACUCUCAUUUGUGGACUCACUCAUUGGAAAAGCCAAACUUAACUUUGCCAAAGAUUUAAAUCCUGAUGAAAAAGACUUAAGUCUAAAGCUACAGCCUUCAUUGAUGACCUUUAUCACUAAGACAUUAAGAGUCCAGGCACUACAUGAACCUGAUAUGAUACCUUGUAUACGUGAUAGAGCUAUCAGGCAAUUAGUUCAAUCCUUGGCCAGAUUUAUGGCAGCUUACUUCAGUAAUCAGACUGUCUUCAUAUUUCCACCUCACAACCCAGCACCACUACCAGCUGUACAUUAUGAGACAUCCAUUGCAAAUAGUAGAAUCAUUCCUAAAUAUCAUGAAGAUAUUGUAGCCAUAGUUCGCCACCAAAAGUUGUCUGAAAUUUGGAGUGUUGAGAGGACACUUGAGUAUCUUCUGCUUAGUGGACUUGUCUGUGAAGCGGUCUGGUUUGCAGAUAGGAUGGGGGAUUGGAAAUCAGCCUAUCAGUUGUCUGUAGCUCAUGUCAUUCACAGAAGAAUUGCAAGACCUCUGUAUACCAAAGUUAACAAACCAUUGAGUUUACCAGACUGGCUUUCUCCAGAUGGUAUUUUAAGAAGAAGAUUAGAUAAACUGGUAAAAAUUGACUUCAAGAGUGAGCAGGCAGAUUUGGAUCACAUGACUUCCAUUCUUGAAAGCAUUUCCCUUGCUGGCCUGAUGGGCUACACUGAAGUAGGUUGUUGGCUUUUACAAGAUAUGGUGAAUCAGCUCAAAGCAAUAGUCAAACUGUUCACUCCAUUGGUUUGUAAAGAGUUCUAUUUACCAGCACCACCAGCUUACUGCCCACAGCCUCCUAGAAUAGAGAAGACUUUCUCUCUGGAAGCAGAAGAUGAAAGUCAACUGAGAGAGAGAGUUUCAUCAGUCCUCCAGUUAACUCUCUGUGUUCUAAAUGCAGCUCAUUUGUCCAUUCCUCUUGUGGGAUGGUAUGUACAAGAGUUAAAUGAUGCUCACAAGAAAGCAGCACAGUUUAAGGCCAACACAGAGGGAUCCUGUAUCAACUUUCCAGAUGUCUUGUCCCAGUAUUUGGAGUCAGAGUCUGAGUUGAGUCCAAUGAUAGAGGAUUCCUCUGUACAGUCAAUCAUGUCAAGCUUUAGAGAUCUCUGUACACUGUUGUGGUUACUUCAUGUCCGUGACCAGCUUUCACUGUGUCUGAGAUACAGAGAAAAACAUCUCAGUUUGGGUCUAGAUGUAGAAAAUAAUGAACAAUGGUUGAGGGAAUGUUUUACAUCUCUACAAUGGGCUAUUAAUUUAGUUCCUUACUCUCAUUAUUUAGCUGAUGAAGCAAGUAUUUAUAAAGUUAUCCUGGCUUUACUCCAAGAUCUUCCAGCCACAGAAGAUACAGCCAAUAUUCUUGCUGAACAUCUUUAUGAUAUAGAGAACCUUCAUCCUGAGGUACAGGAAAGACUUGAACGUUUGAUGGCUUCUUGGCAGUGCAUAAUCCUUAAACCAGUUUCUGAUGGUAAAUCUGUAGGGGACCGACUCCUGUUAGAUCUUGAUACAAAGAAAACUGUCAGUUUUUUGGGCUCUAGUCCUAGAGGAUUGAGUUUGAGUGUUUACUUCUAUAAACAGUGUCAGGUGAUGGAGAAAGUAUUGAAGAAAAAACAACAUUGUUUUGGAACAUAUGAAGAGUUUGUCUUCAGUGAAAGUAAAAAUGUCUCCAUGGAAUUAAACAUUGGUUCCAGACCUUUUGAAACCAGGAAAUCUUUUAUUGACUUUCUGGACACUUUUGUAGAUUUGAGAUUCACACACAUAAUGGAGGUCAGCUCUCAGAAGACGAGGGUCUCCAGGCUCCCGCUACUUCAGGUGUUUGCUGAAGACGUUGUUAGUCAUGAGAUGAAGUUUUUUUCUCAGCGAGUCCCAAUGCAAAUCAAAUCUUCUGGUUUGUCCAUUACCUCUGGCAUCUCCCAGGCUUUGAACAGAGCUGCAAACGAAAGAAAAAUUCAUCAAAGAAGCUCUUCUCUUCCUCGCAGAAGAAGCUUUCAGGAGACUUUGACUUCUGCAGAUGAUUCUAGAAAAUCUAAAAAACUAAUGCCUGUUGGGUUGUUUAGAGGAAACAGUAUGAUUGAAAUACCAGUUGAGAGAAGUCAUGCAGUUGUCUACAGGGCAGAGAGUGAACCAUGCUUAGAUGAUAUCCACUACAUCAUGGGCGUGACGCCAUCAUCUACUCAGGCUGGUGGGAGUCAACAAAACAUUUCUGGCAUGGCCAGUAGGUUUGCAAUGUCCAGAGAGACUAUUCAGCCUAGCUCUUUCAGAGAAGGAGAUAAAUUGAACUGGUCACUCACUGUCAACUUUGGUCAAAAGUACACAACACUACAACAGUUAGUGGAAUGGCUAGAAUUGUGGGGGAAGAAAUCUUUUGGAUGUGUUGGGAUGGAGGACAUUCUUGAAAUUCCACAGGCCAAAAUAAGGCUGAAUAUUCCUGCACAGUUAAUACUAUUAUCUUUAUGGCUUCUGGAGUACAAGUAUGGAAGUAGUCAACAGGAUGUUGCCAAGGGAAGUUCACUACAGCAGUCCAGCAAACAUUUAAGCAGGUCAAGGUCUAGUUCUAGCAGAAGACAAUCAACUAACAAGCCUGCAAGGUAUAACAGAAAAAUAGAACAUUUGAUCAAUUUAUUUCUCAAGUCCCCAGUUACAGAGAGUAAAUUGCAAGACAUUCAAUCUAUAAGACAACAGGCACCUCUUCACCAGCCAACAUCUCAUUCUGCAACUAGGAACAAGACACCUGCUGAGAAGCCAUUCACUCCAACUGCUGGAAGUAUACAUUCUCUGACAAGCUUGGAGCAUGACGAUAUUAUAAAUGCUUACACUCAAGUUCUGGAUGGAAAAGAUGACAGCAGUUCACUGGAAGUGAGCUCCCUUGCAUCUGAUGAACUAGAUGACAGUUUAAUGAAUACACUUAAUGUACUUAGAGAGUCAGCUUUAAAUAAAACAGUCUUCCCUAAAGAUGAAUCACCUGAGAGAGUUCAAUCAGUCAACUCAGCACCAAAUCAAACAAUUCCUUCUGCUGUACCAAAAGUUACCUCCCCACAUGCUCGACACAUUCUUUCAGAGUCAGUUCAAACAAUGAGUAAACAAAUAAAUGAAGUUGAGAUAAAGCAUCAAACAGAGAGAAAAGAACUAAGUGAAAUAAAACUAAGAAGUCAGGUAACAGAAGAACAUGAAAUAAAGCCAAGAAGUCAGUUAACAGAAAAACAUGAAAUAAAACCAAGAAGUCAUGUAACAGAAGAAGUCAAGAAACUGCCAAAUGCAAAUCAAGUCACAAUCCAAAUUGAAGAUGGUUCCAUGGCUCAUCAAAUUCAGAGUGCUAUUAGAGAGGAAUUCAGAAGAAUUUUAGAGGUCCAACAGAAAAGUGUUUUGGCCAUGAUGGGAGCUAUUGAUGAAACAACAGCUGAGGUCAUCAGCACAUCUAGCUCUUCCAACAUGCAGCUACACCACAACUCAAGUCCUCCAACUAAAUCCAAGAUAAUGAAAUCAGUUUCAGGCUUACAGCAGCUAACUUCAGCACAAACUGAGAUGUUAGUGAAUACAGAAAAUAGAACAACUGAGUCCUUUCCAAGUCAGGAAAAUGUAGCCAAUCUUCAAAGUUCUCCAUAUAAAUCAGUUCAUACUAGACAGAUGAGAGAAGCUUUGCUAGAGCUACAGAAUCUACAAGCAGAAGUUAGAAAUCUGCCAGAGCAUACUUCUUCUUUGGACAAAAUAAACCAAGACAAAGAUGUCAGUGAACUUAAAGAGGAAAAAUUGAAACUUCCAUUACUUUCACUUCAAGCCUGGACAGAACAGAUCAAGCCUGCACCAGUUCAACUGCCUCUCUUACAUUGCAGCACAUCAGCAGAGGUUCAGGAACCAUUUAAGUUUCUAUCUCACUAUCUACCUCAGUUUCAACAGAAACUAUUUUUGAAAGACAAAGUGUCACCCGCACCUCAGUUUCUACACAUUAAGCCACAGGCUGCUAAAUUCUUUCACCAAUCUUCAUCUCAUAAGGCAGACUUCAUUCAUUCCUUUCAUGGGAACUUCCAUCCUCCUCCUCCCAGCAAUAUAAUUCCUCCUCCUCUCCCCAGCAAUUUAAUUCCUCCACCUCCUCCCAGCAAUAUAAUUCCUCCUCCUCUCCCCAGCAAUUUACUUCCUCCACCUCAUCCCAGCAAUUAUAUUCCUCCUCCUCCCCCUAGCAAUCAAAUUCCUCCUCCUCCUCCCAGCUAUUAUAUUCGUCCUCUUCUCUUUAGUAAUCUUAUUCCUCCUCCUCCUCCUAGCACUCAUUUCCCUCCUUCCAGCACUUAUUUCCAACCCUCUUCUCAGCAGGCACCAUUUCCUACCUUAUCAUUAGCUAACUACUUUCUGCCUUCUCAGCCCCCUGCUCCAGAAACAAACUCUGCUUAUCUUAACUUGCAAAACUUUCCUCAAAACUUCCCAUUGCUAAGAAUAAUUCCCCCAGAGUCAUCCAGGAACAUCACCCAAGAAACCAAACAGAGACUGUUGCACCAGUUCCACCAGCAUGUGUUAGAGAAUCCAAAUGUGUUACCCAGUCAACAGGAACCAGUCUCCACAGAAAACUUUCAGCUGCCCAGUCUGUUAGCAGAGACAGACAAACCAAAAAUGUCUGAAAGUAUACCUGGUCAGCAUUCAGCUGAAGUUCAAACAUCAGACACAGCUCAAGACUUGACUGAAGACAAAGUUGAUGCCUCUACAAGUGACACCCGCAUCAAUGCUGGUUUUGCUUUACCUAGAGGUCUGUUUGAGAGUUACCUUCAACUAGGAGAACAUUUGAUUGGCCCUGAGGCCAAUGAAACCAAUGCAGCAUUCCAGCUCAAAAUGGCUCAAGCUAUGCAGAGACAAAUGGAAAGAAAAAUUAGAACCAGGGUUGAUUUCAGUACCAUGACUCAAGAGCAGAUUGACACAGCAAUGGCUACUGAUCCAGCUAUGGAAGUUAUUAGAACAGCUGAGGCUGCUACCUCUAUUACAAAAGACACAGGAGUGGAUCCUGUUGAGGAAGUCCUCAAUGACUAUAACUUGAAACGACACAAUAAUGUUUUACCACCAGAUAUAUUUAUGGGUCUCAGAUUUGCUGACCAGAAUCUUAAGUCCAGUGAGAUAGGCAAAGGUCGUUCCUAUUUAAAUGUUGUAGACAUAGCUGCCGCAUCUGUUUUGCGUGAUAUCCCAGAGCGCACAGAUGACACUCAGAAUCAAGAGGUUAUUGACUCGGCAAUUUUGACAUCAAAACAAACAGUUGAACAAAUGAGUGCCAUAGAAGAAUCCCUGAGGGAAAAAUUCCAGUCAAAAUAUAGUGUAGUCUCACCAAGAAAACAUGACCAGUUAACUGUUGGCAUGUUUACUGAUUUACACAAAGAAAAUUUAAUGUCUAUUUCAAUCAUACCGCAAAAUAGUGUGAGCCAGCCCAAGUCAACAAUGCUACGUCAUCUACACGACAUGUCUAAUCAACUAAAGGCAAUUGAUGAGAUGUCACAGAACAUAGAAAGAGAAUUUAAAUCCUCACAUUUGUUAUUGUCUACUAUACAAGAUGUAAAUGCCUCACUACAGAGGUCAAGGUCACCCAGCCCAGAUAGAUUGAAAAGCCCACAGAGGCCACCAGUGAAAUUUCAAGAGGAGAAAUCAGUGACCUCAACAAAAACCAGUUUAACUUCUCCACAAGUCAGUGCCAGGUCAUUGCAAUCCAAGACCUCCAGCAGUCUAGGCAGUCUGCAUGGCUCUCAUGGUCAUUUGUCAGAAUUCAUUCAGGAAGUUUUGUCUCAAGGUGUCCAGUCAGAUGACUACUCUGAGGAAAUAGUUCUGCAAGUAGAGAGAGACACUCGUGAGAAACUUCACAAAGAAUUCCAACUGUCUGGUGACCAACUGAUCAAUGCUAAAACAGCAGAGGAAAGAAUCAAAAAGAAAUCUCCAGAGGAGAGAGAGAAGUUAAAGAAAUGGAUGACAGAAAAGUUUCACCAAAGACAAGAAGAGUACAAGAGGAGAAGAAAUGAGUUGAUUGAGAGGGAACCAAAACCCUUCAAGUCUCAGUCAACGAUUACCAAAUUAAACUUGAAGACUCUAGAAGAGAAUCUGAAUGAAAAACGAAUGAAUAUGGCCACAGAGUUUAUGGAGCAGAGGUUGAUUGAGGCUGGGCAUUUGAUGGACAACAUCCUAGUGGACAAACCAGACAUACCUUGGACACUAGACUUUCAACCAAAAAAAAGAAAAGUUGCAAAUGUGGCUGCAUCUUCUAAAUCUCCAACAAAGAAAAUAGAGAGCUCCUCUUUCCUGUCGCGUGACCAAGAAGUGUCAACACCUUCUCUGGCUAUUAGAUCAAGACUUUCCACCAAGGACUCCACUCCAGUGAAGGGAAUCUUGAAAGUGCCUGGUAAGGCUAGUGUCACUGACCUUUAUCUAGACAACCAAGCACUGUCUUCCAUAACAGAAGUCGAUCACAGUAUAGACUCUAGCCAAGACAUUAUAAAUUAUGCCAAGAAAGUAGUGGAGAUGGACAACAGAGAUUUGGAGUCCACCACAACAUCCUAUCUAGAGCCACACAAAUUUGAAAACCAGAAACAUGGGUCAUAUGUAGAUCACAAGUCACAAGUCACUUCAAGGAAAUCUUUUGCCAGCAUGGUGAGACUUCAGAGGCCAGAGACAACCAGGAAGUGGUCUGAACUCAACAGAAAGCGACAGUGUCAAGAUGAACAGGAUAAGUUUAUUGCACGUCAAGAAGCAGUUAAGAAAUCUGCAGUCCCAAAAACAAAAGUUUUAGGAUCCAGAAAACUGUCUGCACCAGUUGUUCCUAGAAGAGUCAAGACUUAUUCUGAACGUCUGCAGGAAAUGAAACUCAAGAACAAAUCCUCAUCUCAGUAUCAUCUAGCUGGUGUUAGAUCAGUUAGUGCUGUAUCAUCUAUUCCUCAAUCUUCACAUACUUCUGUUCAAAUGAGGACAUUUUUACGUUCUCAUCGACCUCUACACAAACCACAAUCCUACACAGAACAGUUGCAGAAAUUAAGAUCCCACCCUCAUGCUACAGAACCUUCAUCCCAACUGUCUAAGAGUGCUGUUGUCAGCCCUGGGUCCCAUAGAGCCAGGCCAUACAGUGAUCCUUACUCUGAUGUGGAUUAUGAAGAACUGGCAUCUGUAAUGAGUGACUGGGAUGUGGAUGAAACUUUACAAAAUAUUCUAUAUGGUGGAGGAUCUCUAGACACAGAAUCUUAUCAGAUGACUGAUACUAACAGAUCUGGUGGUGACUUAUAUAAAGCAUAUUCAGAAAGUCAAUCUGACUAUUUUGAUGAUGUCAUGAGAAACAGAGGACCAUAUAGGAUGGUGGACAGUGCUGAGCUUGGUGCUGGGGACUACCAACAAUCUGUAGACAUUGAACAAAUAGCAGAAGCAGCUUCAGUGGCCAGUGCCAGUGUAUUAAGUGUCAUUGACUGGGAUGCUGUAGAAGAUUUGAUCAAAGAUGUCUAACUUUAUAUGGCCAGAGUUGUUUUUUUUUUGUUUUUUUUUUGUGCCUUUGUAUGAGAACCUUCUAUAUGCACAUAUAUUAAGUAGCAUAAAUACAUGUAUUGUAGAUCUCAAGAAACUUAUGAAGUAAAAAAUAACUGUGAUAUAUUAUUUCAUUGAUGUUGUAUAUGGUAUUUAAGACUUAUUAUGUUGUUUGAUUUUUUUAAAACUGUAUCAGUGAAAAAUAAACCUAUUAAAUGUGUCCUGGACUAGAAUUUUGAGGUACCACAAAUGUCUUGUGUCUUCCAGGACUCUGUUUUUUUCUUUGGAAAGUCACUAUAGCCUUGACUAUGUACAUUGUACUGAUUUUUAGCCUUGUAGUACUCUUUAAAAAAAAUAUAUAGGCUAUGUCUAACCUACAUUAUUUUUCUUCUAUGUCUUAUGAGCAUAUAAAAAAAUCCGUCCAAUGAAUAUCUUGAUAUUUGUACAAAUAAAUUCUUGGAGUUCA
Molecule: messenger RNA, 10547 nt
Organism: Biomphalaria glabrata
Lineage: Eukaryota; Metazoa; Mollusca; Gastropoda; Planorbidae
Exons: 54
Coding region: 98-10063 (3321 amino acids)
Source: RefSeq, a predicted model, not a curated record